UUUUGCAAUGCCUGAGUCUCCUCAGUCAGAGGGCUCUGGGGAAAACCUCGUGUAAAGAGCCCAGCGCGAGUGGCCAGAUGUCUAAGGCUUGGCCAGGGACCUGAGAGGGCUGUAGUGUGACAGAACAGAGGUGCACUGCAAGGAGCUGGGCACAAGAUUGCCUCAGCUAGGGAAUAUGGAGUGGAGAUCUCCUGACUGCAAAACGUGUCUUUCCCUGGGGUUUCUUCUGCUCUGGGCUUUCCUUCCUCUUGGGAUACCUGGCAAAGAAGUGAAUCUCCUUGACACAAGAGCUUCUCAGAAUGAGCUGGGCUGGUUGCCAGAUCCGGAAUCUGGGUGGGGGGAGGUUCAGCAGAUGAUAAACGGCACCCCGGUAUACAUGUACCAGGAUUGCAGCGUCCUUUCAGAGGGUGACACGGACCACUGGCUGCGCACCAACUGGAUCUUCCGAGUCCAGCCCUUUUCCCGUGUCUACGUGGAGCUGAAAUUCACCAUCCGGGACUGCAAGAGCUUCAAAGGGGAGAUGGUCAGCUGCAAGGAGACCUUCAACCUCUACUACAUGGAGUCAAACGGAGACGUUGGCAUCCAAUUCCGCCGCCCACUCUUCACCAAGGUCAACACUGUAGCAGGAGACCGCAGUUUCACGGAUCGGGACGUUGAGCAGGGCACUCUGCAACUGAACACAGAGAUAUCCCCUAUCAAGAAUUUGCAUCAGCGUGGAUUCUACCUGGCUUUCCAGAACUCUGGGGCUUGUGUUGCAUUGGUCUCAGUGAGAGUGUAUUAUAAGACCUGCACAGAAACGAUGCAUGGACUGGCAAACUUCCCAGAGACACUGGCAAGCUCUGAAGGGUUGACAAGAGUGCCUGGCGUCUGUCUUGAAAAUGCAGUUGAGGAAGUGGGGCUUGCACCCAAGAUGCACUGCAGUCCUGACGGAGAGUGGUUGGUUCCGGUGGGCCAUUGCCUGUGCAUCCCUGGCUUUGAGGAGGCUGGUGGAAGAUGUGUCACUUGCCAGCCAGGAUUCUAUCGUCACUCGACGGAGAUGGAUCAGUGCCUCAAGUGCCCCCCCAGCAGCUCCUCCGGUUCUCCUGGGGCCACGUCCUGCCCUUGCCUCAAAGACUACUUUCGGGCGCCCGAUGAGGACCAAACUGCAGCUUGCACACGCCCCCCUUCUGCUCCACGCAAUCUCAGCUCCACCUUUUCGGGGAGUCAGCUUUCCCUUGCCUGGAAGCCACCCAUCGACCACGGCGGCCGCAAGGAUCUCUCCUACAGCGUCACUUGCGAGAACUGCAGGCUUCUGUUGUGUGAGCCUUGCGAGACCAGCGUGGCUUUUUCCCCCAGCGCAUCAGGCCUGACCAGUCCGUCUGUGGUUGUGGAUGGCCUGGAGGCUUACAACAAUUACAGCUUCACCGUACGAGCUCAUAAUGGGGUGUCAGCUCUCAGCCCCACCUCACACAGCAGUGCCAGUUCUGCCAUCCAGGUCUCAGUGGGGCCUUCAGCUCCUAUCAUGGUGUCCUACCUCAGUAUGGUGAAGCGGAAUGAUAGCAGCCUCUCUGUGACUUGGCAAGCGCCACGUGUUCGCAGCCAGAAUGCUGUGAGCUUCGAGGUCAUGUAUUUCGAGAAGGGAGAAGAGAAACACUACACUGUCCACCACCUCCAGGAACCCAAAGUGACCUUGGUAAAUCUGCAGCCCGAUACAGCCUAUGUUUUACGGGUGCGCUCCGUCACCUCCUUCGGAAAUGGACCGUUUUCACAGGAACAGGAAUUCCGUACCCUGCCUCAAGAGACUGGGGCGCCUUCUGGAGGAGUGAUUGUCUGCAUUAUCUUUGGAAUCCUGCUGGCUGUCGGUCUGGUUGUGGGAUUCCUCGUCUGUCGGCGAAGACGUGGUUAUCAUCACCGAGCAAGACCCAGCAACGAUCUCUCCUGCUACGACCGAGAUGAGAUCUGGCUGAAACCUUACGUAGAUCUCCAACCCUAUGAGGAUCCCAGUCGAGGAGUCUUAGAAUUCACAAAGGAGUUGGAUCCAUCUCUCGUCAACAUUGAGACCGUUAUCGGUGAAGGGGAGUUUGGGGAGGUCUAUCGAGGAGCUCUGCGCUUAGCAGGGAAGGAUCGUGUUGUUGUGGCCAUCAAGACCUUGAAGUCAAGUUACUCAGACUCGACAUGGUGGAACUUCCUGCGUGAGGCGACCAUCAUGGGCCAGUUUAAUCACCACAACAUAGUGCGGUUGGAGGGAGUUGUCACAAAACGGAAACCCAUGAUGAUUAUCACAGAAUACAUGGAAAAUGGAGCUCUGGACGCUUUCUUACGGGAGCACAUAGACAAGUUCAGUGCGGUGCAAUUAGUCACCAUGCUACAAGGCAUCGCCGCGGGGAUGACCUACUUAUCGGAUCGCAACUACGUCCACCGAGACCUGGCAGCCCGUAACAUUCUGGUUUCUCAAAACCUUCAGUGCAAAGUAUCCGAUUUUGGUCUUUCUCGAAUAUUGGAGAACGACGUGGAAGGAACUUAUGAAACCAAGGGCGGCAAGAUCCCCAUCCGGUGGACAGCUCCAGAAGCCAUAGCUCAUCGGAUCUUUACCUCAGCCAGCGACGUGUGGAGUUUUGGUAUUGUCACGUGGGAGGUGUUUUCCUAUGGUGACAAGCCAUAUGGGGACAUGAGCAAUCAAGAGGUGAUGAAGGGCAUAGAGGAUGGAUAUCGGCUCCCCCCACCCGUGGACUGCCCCUCCAUUCUUUAUGAGCUUAUGAAAGUGUGCUGGUCAUAUGAUCGGACGCGGAGGCCCCGUUUCCGGGAAAUCCACGCUCAACUGGAGCACUUCACUUCCAGCCCACACCUGCUUCGAACUGUAGCAGACUUUGACCCCAGGGUGACACUUCGACUCCCCAGCUGCAGUGGCUCUGAUGGGAUCCCCUAUCGGUCAAUCCCCGAAUGGCUGGAGUCCAUCCGCAUGAAACGGUACAUCGUCAACUUCCGCACAGCCGGCCUGAACACCAUGGAAUCCAUCCUGGAACUCACUGCCGAGGACUUGAAGCAAAUGGGUGUGACUCUUCCUGGCCACCAGAAGAGAAUCCUCUGCAGCAUCCAGGGCUUUAAGGACUAAAGGGGUCUUGUGGCACCAAACUGACACUGGGCUCAAGCCCACUGUGCUUUGGAGCUGUGCCCAGGAAGAGGAGAAGAGGGAUGGGACCAGCCAGACCAACCUUGUCCCAAGUUUUCUAUCAACCCGGGAGAUGGGCCUCAGACUCCUAGAACAAACAGUGGCUGCCCCGGCCCCCGUGGCUCUGCAGUGGUCCCUCCAAAGGAGAACAGGACAGGGGCUUGAGCUGCCCCAGGAAGGAUCCCCACUGAACACUCUUAUGCCAGAAAGUGACAUGUCUCCAGGGCACAGUUUUGCUUUCGUUUCCUGCCUCUCCUGCACUCUUCUCCACACUACGCCGUACUUCAGUCCCAGGCUUCCAAAACCUGCAGCAGCUCUCCCAACUCAUUUCACAUCUAGUACAAAAGCUGUGGCUGCUUAAGAUGUGUCUUAACCCUGAAGAUGCCUUCUUCGAGCAGGAAGCAGGAGUGGGGAAAAACUUCCAAUGGUGUUUGUGGAGCAGGCAGACGCGUGUCUGCCAGAGGGACAUGUGGUGUCACAUGUCCCCAGGCGCACACCAUCUAGUCACAUGGGAA
Sphaerodactylus townsendi is the source of this 3663-nucleotide messenger RNA. RefSeq names its product EPH receptor A1 (gene EPHA1). Bases 176 to 3091 code for a protein of 971 amino acids. Gene Ontology annotation, molecular function: protein binding; transmembrane-ephrin receptor activity; ATP binding. The transcript has 18 exons. Gene Ontology annotation, cellular component: neuron projection; plasma membrane. Gene Ontology annotation, biological process: protein phosphorylation; axon guidance; cell surface receptor protein tyrosine kinase signaling pathway. The record is from RefSeq and is a predicted model, not a curated record. NCBI's taxonomy places the organism in Eukaryota, Metazoa, Chordata, Lepidosauria, Squamata, Sphaerodactylidae.